AUGGGCGGCGGCGGCCCGCGGCGGCCCAGCGCGCUGCCGCUGCUGGCGCUGGCGCUGCUGGCGGCGCAGGGCGGCGCGGCGCCCCUGCAGCCCGGCGGCUCCCCCGCGCUCACCAAGAUCUAUCCCCGCGGCAGCCACUGGGCUGUGGGACAUUUAAUGGGGAAAAAGAGCACUGGAGAUUUUCCUUAUGGUUAUGAAGAAGAAAACAAGAUCCCAUUUUCAGCACUACCUGAAAAUAUCAAGCAGCUGGAUGACUCUCUGCAGUGGGAAGAAAUGUCCAAAUAUUUGCUACGGCUGCUGGAAGGGAAUGAAAAUAAAAGUGCUCACUUCUUAAAAGGAGGGCUUCCCUGGUAUACGAGGAACACCUGGGAGACAGAUGGCAAUAGCAGCUGGAAAGAUAUGAUGGAGUAUUUGCUUCAAGUUGUGAAUAUGAAAGAGAACACUCCAAGCUGAAAGAAGGUCUCUAAACCUUGAAGAAAUGGAAUACUUUCCAUAAGAGACUAUGUUUCACAAGCACUUGAUUGUAUCAGAUAAUCAACAAGGUUUCCAUUCUGUAAACAAUAUUUCCUUUGAGUAAAAUAUCUAAAUACAAAUAUUCUUGUAUGUUUCAGCAAUGACUACACUCUACUUCAUUUUAAAGGUUGCAUUUUCUCACUUAAAUGGCUUUGAUAUGCAUAAUUGUCAUGGAAGGGUCUUCCAAUUAAUUAUACAACGUCUAUCUAAUCAGUUCAUCUCUUAGUUUAAAAUU
Messenger RNA from Cygnus atratus (black swan), 748 nucleotides. It is a transcript of the gene GRP, whose product is annotated as gastrin releasing peptide. Bases 1 to 453 code for a protein of 150 amino acids. The transcript is spliced from 3 exons. Lineage: Eukaryota; Metazoa; Chordata; Aves; Anseriformes; Anatidae. Gene Ontology annotation, molecular function: neuropeptide hormone activity. The record is from RefSeq and is a predicted model, not a curated record. Gene Ontology annotation, biological process: neuropeptide signaling pathway.